Porites evermanni is the source of this 859-nucleotide messenger RNA. The record is from the annotation of a GenBank genome assembly. NCBI's taxonomy places the organism in Eukaryota, Metazoa, Cnidaria, Anthozoa, Scleractinia, Poritidae.
AUGGGUACUAAAAUGGCUCCUUCUUUUGCUAACCUUUUUCUUGGAAUGUUCGAAAACAACACUCUCACUAACGCCCCCUGGCAGCCUCACACAUGGUGGAGAUAUAUCGAUGAUAUUUUCAUGAUCUGGACAGAAGGUUCGGAUUGUUUGAAAAUAUUCGUCGAUUAUCUCAAAUAACAAAAAAUAAUGUGAUAAUAAAUUCGUUAUUAUGUUGAAGCGUAACUCUAUUACAGUUCAUUCAAACGUUAGACCACACCGACAGCUCGCUCUAGAAAUUUAUUUAUAACAACUUUAUUUGUAAUGAUCAAUACAAAAAGGCUGCCAUCAGGGAGGAAAUGAAAACCGGCUGGCCGUAUGGGUGAUUUUGGAAAUUUUUCUCGACAUCAUGGUGUCUCUACAUAACGGUAUAAUUGAAACUGAUCUAUUUACUAAACCCACGGAUAAACAUCAACACCUUUUCAGCUCAUCAUGCCAUCCACACCACACUAAGAAAGCCAUUCCCUUCAGCUUAGCCCUUCGCCUCCGCCGCAUCUGCUCUACAGACGCUAAGUUUAAAAAUCGCAUUAGUGAACUUAAAACAUAUCUCCUUGCUCGUGGUUAUAAUAAUAAUUUCCCAGAAGAACAGUUUCUACGCGCUGCUAAUAUUUCUCGUACUAACGCGUUACAGAUUAAACCUAAAGCUUCUAACGAUGUUGUACCAUUUGUGGUCACAUAUAACCCAGCACUUCCACGCAUUUCUAAUAUCCUACGAAAAAAUUUUAACAUCUUACACUCCUCUAACCGUUGCAAAGGCGUCUUUAAGCAACCGUCUUUUGUUGCUUACAGACGUAGCUCUAAUCUUCCUGACCCUUUAGACUAG